UUCCAGGCUGAUAUGAUCUCUUCCUCAUCCAUGUUGAAGGAUGAGGGAGGAGUGAUUGUGAUGAUGAAUUCUCUUCCUCCUUUCUGCAAUGCCAAACUCACCCUUAUUCCUCUCACUUCUCCCUCAUCUCUUUUCCUCCGCAAAACCAAAUAUUCUCUUUCUCUAAAUACCGAAACUGGGAUUUCCCUAAUAUCAGUAAAACCCUCACAAAACCUCAACCCCUCCAAAUGGCGAAUCAAUGUCCGAGCCAGUGCUGCAGACGAAAUCGACAUGGUUCGAAACAAAGAUGGCGUCUACACAGCCAAGCGGAAGAAGGUGGUGGUUCUCUGGGAUCUUGAUAACAAGCCCCCUCGUGGCCCGCCGUAUGCGGCGGCGACGGCACUGAUAGAAUUGGCGCAGCGGUUCGGCGAUAUUGUCGACAUCUCCGCCUACGCCAACCGCCAUGCCUUCGUGCACCUACCCCAGUGGGUCCUCGAGGAACGCCACGAACGACGCCGCAUGGACUUCCUCGAACGCAAGGGCAUAACGACGCCGGCUGAGCCCUAUAUCUGCGGCGUCUGCGGCCGCAAAUGCCGAACCAACUUGGACCUCAAAAAGCACUUCAAGCAGCUCCACGAGCGCGAGCGCCAGAAGAAGCUAAAUCGGAUGAGGUCGCUCAAGGGUAAGAAACGACAGCGUUAUAAGGAGAAGUUCAUUUCUGGGAAUACUAAGUAUGAGGAGGCAGCGAGGUCUUUAAUCACUCCAAAGGUUGGGUAUGGACUGGCUUCGGAGUUGAGGCGUGCCGGAGUUUUUGUGAAGACGGUGGAGGAUAAGCCCCAGGCGGCAGAUUGGGCGUUGAAGAGGCAAAUGCAGCAUUCCAUGAGUCGAGGAAUUGAUUGGUUGGUUUUGGUAUCAGAUGAUUCAGACUUUGCGGAUAUGUUGAGGAGGGCCAGGGAGUCGAAUUUGGGGACAGUGGUUGUUGGGGAUUGGCACAGGGCAUUGGGGCGCCAUGCAGAUUUGUGGGUUCCCUGGACUGGGGUUGAAAAUAGGGAGGUUACGGAGGAGGAUUUGAGGCCUAGGAAUAGGAGGAGAAGUGAUUUCGAGGAUAGGGAUGAUGGUUUGUUUUCAGUCACCCAUUUUAAUGGAGAUGGCAUUGGUGGGGGCAUUUUGGAUGGUUUAGUGGAUGAGCUUGUCGUGAAUAGGUCCGAGUGUAAUGGUGUCAAUAUAUCAGCUUUUUCUGAAGGGGAAGAAGAUUGGAUAGGAGAGGAAUUAGACAAGAGGGGCCGUGUUCAGUUCCAAGCUGGCCAAUCUCUUGAUGAGGAUGAUGAUUAUAUCUUAUGGGAUAGUGAGGAUGAGGAAGCAGAGGAGGAAGAUGGGUAUUUGUGAUAUAGCAAAUGCACUUGUUAGCCUGGGGAAUUGAUUUUUGUUUUGUGGGCAUUCCCUUCUGUUGUGAAAUUGGAAUAUAUGGGUUGGGAAGGAUAAGAACUGCUGCAAUUAAGGAACAAGAAUGUUUAUUGACAGCCUAAUUCAUAGAUUCCAACUUCAUGCCAAGAUGUCAUUGAUUGCUUUCUGGAUAUACAGAGAGUUGGUUGGGUGGUUUAACUGGGAAUUCACAAAACGUGCAUGAAAAGGUGCUCCAUCACGGGCAAUAUCUUUGGAUCUUACAAUGAAAGGUUGACAGUGUUGAUUAUCAUAUCUGCAAAUGGUAUGUGUCCGCCAGAAAGUACAUGAGUUCUAUAUCUCCAUACCUUUGCAUUUAACCUUCAAUGCUUUCAUCAUUUACAAACUCUACAUUUGACCAUGCAAAUUAGUGCAGUGUAGUCAUCUAUCUAGGGCUUGAAGAGGUGUCUUAGUAUUUGCCUCAGGUUUAUGGUGUAAUAUGUCACUUGUAUGGUUUAUAUGUACAAAUUGUACUGAAAUUUUAAUCACUGAAGCAUUAACAUAAGAGGGCUGUAGAGAUAUUUCAUGUUC
Molecule: messenger RNA, 1950 nt
Organism: Vitis vinifera (wine grape)
Lineage: Eukaryota; Viridiplantae; Streptophyta; Magnoliopsida; Vitales; Vitaceae
Exons: 1
Coding region: 13-1365 (450 amino acids)
Source: RefSeq, a predicted model, not a curated record